AUGAUGUGUAAAAAUGCUGCGAAACAGAAAAAUAGUGACCCAAAGUUCAUUCCAUACAUCACUCCAAAAGCUCCAAAGGAAGCUGUUAUUUCUAUACCAGCUCUUUCGUCCUUUUCAACCUUAACUUCUGUUCCCACCAACCUAGAUUUAGAAAUUGUCCAAGAAGUUUUUGGUUUGCUACCAGAAAAAAUAAUGGAGUUUGAAUUUUUUGAAGUAUCUAAAAUUGCCACUCCUAACAAAAUUUCACCAGUUAUUUCGUCUUCGAAUAACAACAAUAAUAAUUACAACAAAGUUGAUGAUAUUCCUGAAAACUUUUCUUCAAUCAAAAAUAGGUCAAAACUUUUGGACCUUGAUGAAUAUCUCGAAGAUGAUAAUAUGAAAGAAGACCUAAAAGAUUUCACAGUUAUCACCAAAGCUAUCCUCUUUGCAGUUGCCAGUCAUAUUAAGUUUACACCCAAAGAAAGGAAUAACAGCAAAAUUAUUCUUACUAUUAAUAAUGUUUUUGCUCAAAAUGACGAUUUUUGA
This is a messenger RNA of Funneliformis geosporum, 525 nucleotides long. Lineage: Eukaryota; Fungi; Glomeromycota; Glomeromycetes; Glomerales; Glomeraceae. The record is from the annotation of a GenBank genome assembly.